UGGUUCACUCUACUUCAGAUAACAGUGCCCGUUUAAGAUGGAACCUACUGCCUCGGGCGUCUUCUGCAGCCGUGUGCUCAGCAUGGUGAACUCAGAAGACGUAAACGCCAUCAUCUUGGCUCAGAAGAACAUGCUUGACCGAUUCGAGAAAACCAAUGAGAUGUUACUCAACUUUAACAACCUAUCGGGGGUCCGAAUGCAGCAGAUGAACGAACGCUUCCUUCACCACACUCGGACAUUGGUGGAGAUGAAGAAAGAUUUGGAUAGUAUUUUUCGGAGGAUCAGAACUCUGAAAGGAAAGCUAGCAAAACAGUAUCCGGAAGCAUUUAGCAAUGUACAUGAAUCUCCCAUCCUUGAAGAUGACGACUUUGAUCCCGUCCCCAAAAGUACCGCCACAACCAUUGCUACCUCAGAGCAGACCACUGAGUCCUGUGAUACCAGUCCAGACAUCAUCUCUCCUGCCACCAGCCAUGACUUUGAAGACCUGUCUCAGGGCCCUUAUGACACAGUGGCUAUGAAUGGGCAGAGCAUAACAGAUGAGGACAAUGAGACAGACUAGUCUCCAUGGAAACUGUUAUGGGAGCAGAGGUGGACUUUCUUCCCACUCACCGCCCACCUGCUAACAGACCUGCAAACUUUU
This is a messenger RNA of Protobothrops mucrosquamatus (brown spotted pit viper), 640 nucleotides long. It is a transcript of the gene KXD1, whose product is annotated as KxDL motif containing 1. Gene Ontology annotation, biological process: lysosome localization. Gene Ontology annotation, cellular component: BORC complex. The transcript has 5 exons. Bases 38 to 559 code for a protein of 173 amino acids. The record is from RefSeq and is a predicted model, not a curated record. Lineage: Eukaryota; Metazoa; Chordata; Lepidosauria; Squamata; Viperidae.